AUGGCCAGUCCCACUGAGACUACCCAAUUAAGUCGAAAUGGAAUCAUCGACCGUUCCGUUGACCAUCGCAAAGAUGCUCCUUCACAGAACACCCUCUCCAACCUCAGGGUCAACGGCAGUCCAGGACCCGCAGUUGAGACCAAUGGCUCAGCAUACGACAUCGUCAACGACACAGUAUCCCGCACCGUCACAGAGGAAAGGGAUCACUCGCCAGACAAUGCAUCAUUCUAUCCUUCAUCUUCCAAGAUAGCCGGCGUUUUGAAGAAAGGUUCUGUCCCUAGUCCACAUCUAUCUAUAGCAAGACUGAAUGAACAACCUCUGAAUUGCUCAGAGAAAGACAUCACCGAUUCCGACACCGCCCUUCAAAUUAGCGGAACCCCAACAGCAGGGAGGAAGAGCGUCCAGUUCUCUCGAGACACCCAAGAGAUAGAUGCGCCCGAUGCUGGCCAGAGCACACCACUGGGAGAACGAGGGGAAGCCACGGAUCAGGACAAGCCUCAUUCUCUAAUGGCAAGACUGAGAGCCCUUGCCAUUCCUCAAAGUUUCAGUCACGUGAGAACUCCUAGUGGCCUGUCCAUCACUGGCCGGGUGACUGACAGCAAGGACGCCGACGGGUCAGGAUUUUCACAAUCUGGUGCCCUUGCAGCAACUCUGGAAGAGGAUAGUGGCGCCGAAGCCGAUGCGGAUGCGGAUGCAGAAGAGAGCGCUGCAGAAAAUAGACAACAGCUGUCUGCGCCACGCAAACGCAGGAGAAAGACGCACCGUGGUGAUGACAUCGAAACGGCUCCCUCGUCGCCGCACAGCCCCAUGCGUUCCGGCCUAGCCAGCACUCCUCUCGGUUCUAACCCUAAUAGACCUCGCGUCCUCGCUCGACGAGCUACUGAUACGGAUAUGGGUCCAAUUCAUGGUCAUCAAGGUGUGUCGGAAGACGAGGGCCGCAAACAACUUUCUCGCGAAACGAGCGCCUGGACCCCUCGUCAUCCACUACGUGGUCUAAGCUAUGGUGGGCAAAGGAAACCCGGUGACUCGACUCCUGAAAGUCACAGAAGGCCCUUGACACUCUUGAAUUUCGCCACGAUCACAUCAUCUCGCGAAGGAGCACAGAGCGAGUCCCAGACUCCCAAGACGCCAUCGCGCCGGAAAUUAAUGACUGAAAGAGGCACAACGUUGAGUGCUGCCAAGUGGAGGCAGUUGAAGAACAGCCUGCGCCUCCUAGGCCAAAGCAAGAAAAAGGAGCGCACCCCGGACCAUGAGAAAUCGGCUGAACUUUUGGCUGAGCUUGCUGCGGGAACCCCAGCGGCUCUCAUGCUGGCAAGCAUGUUUCAACGGGACGAGCAUGACAAUCGGAGGAUCCCAGUCCUUCUUGAACAGCUUAAACUCCAGAUCACAGACUGCGAAGUAGAUCCCAAUGCCCCCAGCGAUCGCCACCUAGUGUUCCGCAUAGAGUUGGAGUACGGUAAUGGCAUCAACAGAAUGAAAUGGGUUGUUAAGCGAUCAGUGGGUGAUUUUUUCAAUCUCCACGCAAAAUAUAAAGUAUUCUACAGCACCGAGAAGUUGAGGGGCAGAGGAGAAUCGGCGGAGAAGUUCCCCAGAUUCCCAAGAAGCGCUUUCCCGUAUGCAAAAUCCUGGCGAUGGCUUGAUGAAGAGAGUGAAGGUGAAGAUGAUGACCUUGGAAAUGAUGUAGAUGGCGGUGACGCCACUGAUACGGACGCAAGGACGCCCAAGCUUCAACACCGUUCUUCAUUCAUGCCUGGCCGGCGGAAAUCUAGCAUUGCAGGCAUUCCAGAUCCCAGUACUCCUGGAGGAGCAAAACGAGAUGGCCGCUUUAAUGAGAAGCAACGGAAGAAGCUCGAGCAAUACUUACAGAAGAUGAUGAAAUUUCUCCUGUUCCGACCAGAAGGCAAUCGCUUGUGCAAAUUUUUGGAAGUGUCGGCCAUGGGCAUGCGCCUGGCGGCGGAGGGAAGCUACCACGGAAAGGAAGGCUAUCUGCUGAUUCGUUCAGCAAAAGGGCUGGAUUUUCGAAGAGCCUUGACUCCUACUAAUGUCUCUAAACGACACACUCCAAAGUGGUUUCUGGUCAGACAUAGCUAUGUUGUUUGUGUUGAUUCUCCUGAAGAAAUGCAUAUCUAUGAUGUCUUUCUUUUUGACUCGGAUUUUCAAAUUCAAUCCACGAAACAGCGCCUGAAGAACCAUCCACGCGCCAAAGAAUUGGCUGAUGCUGCUAGAGAAUCCACAGGUCAACAUCAUAGACUCAAAUUGGUCAACUCCGAACGAAAGCUCAAAUUAUUGGCAAGAGGCGAACGACAACUUCACCAAUUUGAGGAGUCCAUCCGGUUGAUGACAGAGUCAUCGCCAUGGGUGAAGAAAAACCGAUUUGACAGCUUCGCCCCAGUCCGGCCGAAUUGUUUUGCCCAAUGGCUUGUUGACGGCAGAGAUCAUAUGUGGGUAGUGUCUCGUGCUCUGAACCAAGCCAAAGAUGUCAUAUAUAUUCACGACUGGUGGCUGAGCCCUGAGCUGUACAUGAGACGACCUCCCGCCAUUAGUCAAAAGUGGCGACUUGACAGAUUGCUCAAGAGGAAAGCUGAAGAAGGUGUCAAGAUCUUCGUGAUUGUCUACCGCAAUAUUGAAUCCGCCAUUCCCAUCGACUCGCAAUACACCAAAUUCUCCUUGCUCGAUCUUCAUCCCAACAUAUUUGUCCAAAGAUCCCCAAAUCAAUUCCGCCAGAAUACAUUUUUCUGGGCCCAUCACGAGAAACUCUGCAUCGUUGACCACACGUUAGCCUUUGUUGGUGGUAUUGAUCUUUGUUUUGGCAGGUGGGAUACGCCGCAGCAUACUCUUGUGGAUGACAAACCAACAGGAUUUGAACCAAGUGAUCAGCCUAAAGACGCCGACCAUUGUCAGCUGUGGCCCGGAAAGGACUAUUCAAAUCCUCGGAUACAGGACUUCUAUGCACUCAACAAGCCGUACGAGGAGAUGUACAACCGUCAAAAAGUCGCCCGGAUGCCGUGGCAUGAUAUUUCAAUGCAGGUUGUUGGACAACCUGCUCGCGACUUGACGAGACAUUUUGUUCAGAGGUGGAAUUAUAUUCUGAGACAACGUAAGCCUACUCGCCCCACACCAUUCCUGUUGCCGCCACCGGACUUCAAUCCUGCAGAUCUAGAAGCCCUUGGUCUGGAUGGAACAUGUGAGGUCCAAAUAUUGCGCUCUGCAGGUCCUUGGUCAAUCGGAACACCGGAUAAAACAGAACACAGCAUUAUGAACGCAUAUGUCAAACUCAUUGAAGAAUCAGAUCACUUUGUUUAUAUGGAGAAUCAGUUCUUCAUCACAAGUUGUGAGACAGAGGGCGCCACGGUUCACAACAAGAUCGGCGAUGCGCUAGUCGAGCGAAUUACUCGAGCCUCAAAGAACGACGAAGCUUGGCGAGCUGUGAUAGUGAUCCCAUUGAUUCCAGGUUUUCAAAAUACCGUUGAACAAGAAGGAGGAACUUCCGUACGUUUGAUCAUGCAAUAUCAAUAUCGAAGUAUUUGUCGAGGAGAGUCCUCAAUAUUUGGUCGCUUGAAGAGUGUUGGCAUUGAGCCCGAAGAUUACAUUCAAUUCUACAGUCUACGUCAGUGGGGCCGACUUGGGCCACGGAAAACCCUUGUAACAGAGCAGCUCUACAUUCAUGCAAAAUGCAUGAUUGUGGAUGACCGAAUUGCUCUGAUUGGUUCUGCCAACAUCAAUGAGCGUUCUAUGCUGGGAAAUCGUGAUUCUGAAUGUGCUGCUGUUGUCCGAGAUGCAGAUAUGGUCUGGUCAACGAUGAAUGGCAAGCCGUACCAGGUCGGACGUUUUCCGCAUACUCUGCGUAUGCGUUUAAUGCGAGAACAUCUUGGCCUCGAUGUGGACAAGAUCAUGGAGGAUGCCCAGGCCAUGGAAGCUGAACAUCGCAAGACUGAAAUCGCCGGAGAAUCCCCUGGGAAACAAUAUAGAGACGAUGGAUUUGGGAACCCACAAUCAGAGGAUGAUGAUAUAGUCAGUCCACUCGACAGGCGUGCCGCCGAAUUGCGCGAGGAACUACUGAAACGCUCAGAAGACCUGAAGAGCUUCAACCAUGAUGUAGAUUGGGAACAGCAUGACAAUCCCAACCUCAAGAGCAAUCGCAAACUCACUGAAGAUUCCCGGGUCACUGGCAAUGCAAUCCACAGGCAAGAUAUAGAAGGCCAUGGGGUUGAUAAUAUGGCUAUUGCAGAGUCUGCCGGCUUUGGUAUAGGAAGAGACACAAUCGUGACCAAUGGCGCUAAAGAGCUCAUUGUCUCCAACCUUGACACUGAGGGUAGAGCCCCGGUGCAGAAUCCGAGAAAGCAUGGCGAAGUCCCCCGUCUAACGUCUUAUGUGAUGAAGCUCGAAACCCCUAAUCCACCGCUACCCCCCAGGCCGUCAAUUGGAGAGCGCAUGAACACCGAGCAGCUAGGACUGCCGAUGCUUUCCCAGUUGCCAGCUUUACCACAUGAAGAUGACACUGAUAUUGGAGGACCUCCCCUUGCCAAGCUUGCUUCUCGAGAUUCGGUUCAUUCACGGCAUCCUUUGAUGAAUGACCUAAGGCGACCACUGGUAGACCGAGAUUGCAUGACGGAUCCCAUUCACGACGCUUUCUUCUUCGACACCUGGCAUGCGGUGGCAGAGAAUAAUACGAAGAUCUUCCGUGCCGUCUUCCGAUGCAUGCCAGACAAUCAAGUUCGCACCUGGGAAGAUUAUCAUCAAUACCAGCAGUAUGAGGAAAGAUUCAAUCAAAUGCAAGGCAAUGACAUACCUGGCGAUGACAAAAUACCACAUCCAGCAGGUGACAGCCAUGCUCCAAAGAGUGGACCACCAGGUGCCGGGUCCCGGGCGCCAGUUGUACAAUUGAAGGCACUGAGUCACGUCCCUGCUGAUUUGGACAAGCGAUCUGGGGAGAUCAAAGAUAAGGUGAAGCAGACUUUGGGCGCUGAAACCAGCGUUGACCAGCGGCAAUGGGCGACCGAGACAAAUAAAGCUCAGGCCCAGCGCCAGGGGUUCGCUGCACUUCACAGACAGGAGACUCUGACUGAGGAGAAAGCUGGACUACAGACUGUCCAUGAAGGUCAAGCUAUCAACGAUGAGGGUAGUGGCGAGGAGGACGAUGCCAACACCGAUCCACCGACAAGCAGCCCCAGCAACGACACCGCCGUCGAGCGAGAGAAACCCACGAGUGGAACCCCACCGAGUAUGGGUAACACGUUCGUUGGUUAUUCAGACGCUCUAAAUCAAAAUUUCGCCCAGAAUGUAAGCACCAUGGCCGCUAAUAGCGGGAGUGCAAGGCGUCGUAGGAGGGCAACUACACGGUCUAGUAGACGCGACUUUAGCGCAACUGACGACCUCCCCGGCAUCGAAGAGGCCGAGGAACUACUCGGUUGCGUCCAGGGCCAUCUUAUAGUUUGGCCUUACGACUGGUAUGUGUUCUCGGUUAUUUCCUUUGUUCCCUGGCUAAUAACUCCUCUCAGGCUCGAAAAGGUCGAGGCUGGAAGCAAUUGGCUAUUUCCCUUCGACCAAAUCAGUCCAAUUGAAAUAUAG
Exophiala aquamarina CBS 119918 is the source of this 5568-nucleotide messenger RNA. Its product is annotated as phospholipase D. The transcript has a single exon. The record is from RefSeq and is a predicted model, not a curated record. Bases 1 to 5568 code for a protein of 1855 amino acids. Lineage: Eukaryota; Fungi; Ascomycota; Eurotiomycetes; Chaetothyriales; Herpotrichiellaceae. Gene Ontology annotation, biological process: cell motility. Gene Ontology annotation, molecular function: phosphatidylinositol binding; catalytic activity.